Molecule: messenger RNA, 1983 nt
Organism: Gadus macrocephalus (Pacific cod)
Lineage: Eukaryota; Metazoa; Chordata; Actinopteri; Gadiformes; Gadidae
Product: carbohydrate sulfotransferase 12-like
Exons: 7
Coding region: 310-1572 (420 amino acids)
Biological process (GO): carbohydrate biosynthetic process; proteoglycan biosynthetic process
Cellular component (GO): membrane
Molecular function (GO): sulfotransferase activity
Source: RefSeq, a predicted model, not a curated record
AUGCAUUGAAAGACCGCUGUACUCUCCUCUCGUGGGCCACCCGGCGGUCUCAUCACCGGGAGAGAGGACGGGGAGGAGGCACCGAAAGGACGUCGUAGAGGCACCUUAAAGCAGAUAUGCAAUGUAGCUUAAUGGAGCCAAAUAGGGGUUCAGUCGUUCACGGGACACGCUGAAAAGAGGUUUCAAGACGCUGAAAAUCUGUGGUGGCCCGACAGGAAGCAGCCCCCUUCUGUGAAAGAUGGUUGCCAUGGAGCUAAGAUAGAACCUUCCUGUUUCUCGACCAAUCGAGGAUCGGCGUCUCGUUCGACCAUGGGUACAUGGCGCGGGCUGCGAGUGGCCUUCAUCGUGGGCUCUCUGUUCAUGAUCCUGAUGAUUAUCGUGUACUGGGACGACGUUGGCGGCUUCAGCCUCUACCCCCAGCGGGACACCCAACACUUUCAGGUCCACCCCGUUCCCGCCGGGUCCCUCCCCACCCCCGGCUCGGUGCAGCAGCCCACCUCCGCCCGCUCCAGCCCAGGUCUCCGCCCCAGCGGCCCCCUGUCGCCCCUGGCCGACUCAAAGGACGGCUCACCCUUUCAUUCUCCCGCAGAGCCCGGCUCAGAGAAACCUCCACACGAGGACAGUCACGGGGGGGGUGAGAGGACGGGGGAUGAACCGGGAGAGGAGGAUAAGGGAAGGGGUCAGGAGGAGAGGAAGCAGAGGAUUAUGGAUGUGUGCUCCGGGAAAACCUCUGGCGACUUCCCCGGGCGGACUCGGGCAUUCGAGCAAAUCCCCAACAGAGAGCUGGACCACCUGAUAGUGGACGACACCCACCAGAUCAUCUACUGCUAUGUUCCUAAGGUAGCCUGCACCAACUGGAAGCGGGUGAUGGUGGUUCUCUCCCAGUCUCUGGUGUCCCCGUCGUCAGGGAAACCCUACACUGAACCACAGGACAUCCCAGCCGACGUGGUCCACAACAACUCCAUCCACCUGACGUUUGCCAAGUUCUGGCGUCACUACGGUUCCCUGUCCCGCCACCUGAUGGCGCUCAAGCUGCAGCACUACACUAAGUUUAUUUUUGUCCGGGACCCCUUCGUACGUCUCAUAUCAGCCUACAGGAACAAGUUUGAAAGCGCCAACGAGAACUUCUACCGGCAGUUUGGUUCGGUCAUGCUGCGUCGCUAUGGUAACGCGACAGGGGACGUCCCAGAGAGCGCGGCGGACGCCUUCGCUGCGGGGGUCAGGCCCUCCUUUCAGCAGUUCAUCACAUACCUCCUGGACGCAGACACCGAGAAGGAGGCUGUCUUUAAUGAGCACUGGCGGCAGAUCUACCGUCUGUGCCACCCAUGCCAGGUCCAAUAUGACUUUGUCGGUCACCUGGAAACCCUGGAGGCAGACUCGAAACAGCUGCUGAGGAUGCUGGGAGUGGAUCAGUGGAUUCACUUCCCCACCGGCGCGCGCAACCGCACCGCCAGCAGCUGGGAACGGGAUUGGUUCUCCCACAUCCCCAUCGCGGAGAGGGAAGCGCUUUACAAGCUGUACCAGCCUGACUUUGAGCUCUUCGGAUACCCCAAGCCCGAGCGGGACCUUUGAGAGCCACGGCGGCGAGGCGCCCGUGGGGCACCGACGCUUAUACGCCUCCAUACGCGCACAGCGUCGCCUCUUUUCAGCCGGGAUAAAGGGGAUGCCACCGCAGCGCUGUCUAUAACCAUAGCUUCCCCCGUACCUUACACGAUGUAAGUGCCUCCGCCAGAGUUAUUUAUUAAACUAGGUCCAUCCCCCCCGCCCCCCCGCCUCGCCUCACUCUGCCUUCAGCCAGCCCUAACGCACCAGUCCGCACCGGGCUGGGGGGUUCAGGGCACGCGCACUUGCAAGAUAAUUUAUUUCUACUUUGGUUCAUUUGUAUAGCAAACUGGACGACAUUUUGUAAAAUUCAUGACACUGUCGAGGCUGGAGUGUUAUAUGAAGGUGUGUUGCAGAGAAAUAAAGUGUUGUUGUUUUUUU